CGCUUAGCCUCACAAGGAAAACCGUGUGAGUGGAAGUCUACCCAGCAUUGGAUCUGAGGGGCCUCUUUCAAGGAGGUAGGACCAGUCUGGAGAGCGCAGUCAGUCCAGAGGAGCUGGCGUCAUGGAGAAGCUGCUUGUCUUGGUCUUUGCUGUCUCCCUGCUGGCUUUCUCCUCAGACGCCUCCCCGAUUCUGACAGAAAAGCAAGCAAAACAGCUCCUGAGGUCCAGGCGUCAGGACAGGCCCAGCAAACCUGGAUUCCCGGAUGAGCCUAUGCGGGAGUAUAUGCACCACCUCCUGGCCCUGGAGCACCGCGCUGAGGAACAGUUUCUGGAACACUGGCUGAAUCCUCACUGCAAGCCUCACUGCGACAGGAACAUUGUCCAUCCCGUGUAAAGGACCUGGAGCUAGCUCGCAAGCACGCUGACAGGCAGUGAUCCAGAGACUGCUGGGACAGAGAGAAACUUAUCUUCUAUCUGAUCUGAAGCUUUAGAAACAAUGUCGUUUGACCUCAAGAACAUGUGGCCCUUAGUGAGCGGGGCAGAAGUUGCCUUGGGGGAGAUGAUGAAUAUGUAUUCUGCUUCAUUUUACUAACCCGCCUUUAUCAUGGAAACUAACAGCUUGAAGCCCAGGGCUCCUGAAGGCCUUCCUGUCAGUUUGCAAGUGUAGUCAGAACCCCAGUUCUUCCUUAGAGGGAGGGAGCUGGGGGCCUGCAGAACAGGCAUGGGGCAGAGCAUCUGUCCUGGGACUCUGGGGAUAGCUUGUUCAGUAGAGGGAAGUGCAUCACUGGGGGCUGCUGAGUUUUGGGUCAUCUAUUUUUUCCUUUCA
Apodemus sylvaticus (European woodmouse) is the source of this 826-nucleotide messenger RNA. RefSeq names its product chromosome 10 C17orf67 homolog (gene C10H17orf67). Bases 122 to 394 code for a protein of 90 amino acids. NCBI's taxonomy places the organism in Eukaryota, Metazoa, Chordata, Mammalia, Rodentia, Muridae. The record is from RefSeq and is a predicted model, not a curated record. The transcript has 4 exons.